Colias croceus (clouded yellow) is the source of this 6074-nucleotide messenger RNA. It is a transcript of the gene Rim, whose product is annotated as regulating synaptic membrane exocytosis protein 2. Gene Ontology annotation, molecular function: small GTPase binding; transmembrane transporter binding. NCBI's taxonomy places the organism in Eukaryota, Metazoa, Arthropoda, Insecta, Lepidoptera, Pieridae. Gene Ontology annotation, cellular component: cytoskeleton of presynaptic active zone; presynaptic membrane. Gene Ontology annotation, biological process: regulation of membrane potential; intracellular protein transport; positive regulation of synaptic transmission. The record is from RefSeq and is a predicted model, not a curated record. The coding region runs from base 331 to 5781 and encodes 1816 amino acids. The transcript is spliced from 22 exons.
ACGUUGUUUAUUUUCAGAAGUUUAUACCUACUACAUAUAAAAUUUCUUUAAAGUUACCGCUCAUCAGCUAUUGAUAGUCUCUAAAAGAUAUGCGCACGCAUAUAAUCGGAAAAGGGCGGGCGUCGGCGCGCUAGGGCGGGUCUGAAAGAAGGAAUACUGCUGAACGGCGAUCAAUAUUCCCGCUGACGUCAGUAUAGCGUUGGCCGCUAUUGGCCCUCCCGGCAUUAUUAAAUAAACCUUCUGACAGAGUAGCGCGUGUUGUUGCGCCGCGGGCACAGCACCGCAGCACGCGGCGGGCCCGCGUACCGCUCGCGGCCGCCGCCGCACGCCAUGGCCGACAUGCCAGACCUAUCGCACCUUACGCCCGAGGAGCGCGCCAUCAUCGAGGGCGUUAUUAUGCGGCAAAGACAAGAGGAACAACGCGAACAUGAGAUAAUGAGACGGAAACAAGACGAAGUAGCCGUUUUGGAGCAAACGAUUCGUACAAGGAAUGAGAUGCAACGUGCAGCUGGCGUUGAGUUGGCUGCUACAUGCCACAUUUGCUUAAAAACGAAGUUUGCGGACGGUGUCGGCCACUCCUGCCACUACUGUCGCGUUCGAUGCUGCGCUCGCUGUGGGGGAAAAGUUACUUUGCGAUCUAAUAAGGUAAUUUGGGUCUGUAUUCUCUGUCGUAAAAAGCAAGAACUCUUAUCGAAAACCGGGCAAUGGAUUCACAAAAGUGCCGGUCAAGAUUCUAUGCUUUGGAGAAUGGAGUCGGAUAUGAGAAAUUUACCACCACAGGUAGAUGCAACAUUAGAUAAAAGACCUAAACUUGAAAGAGCGCACAGUGCGGCAGAAAAAGAGAACCAACCGUUACAGAGAUCUGGAAGCGCCCUCCGACGUCAGUACAGCCAACAAGAGGCGAAAUGCUAUGGGGAAUUGGAGGGACUGUCGAGAACACAUCCACACCUUGUCCAUCCGAGACAAAAGCCUUACGGAAUAGACGAUCUAGGCGCACCGCUGCCACAAUCGCAGCUGUUGCCGUUGCCCCACGGAGCAGGCGUGCACCCGCCGCUGCCGCCUCGCUCCUCGUCCUCCGACGAUGAAGUGCCAGAAUGUGUUUCCGACGAAAACGACGAGUAUCGCGAUCGCGGAGAUCUAGAGGCGUGUGCUUCACUUCGAAACCCUCAUCUUCGCUCCAACGUGGCUGCAAACAACUAUUACAAUUUAGCUAAUCAUUCGCCGGCCUCAUACAUACCCGAGGGGAGCGGAGUACUCGACACUGCCACAGUGCCUACCGGUGGACAUAGUUUUGACUCGGUCACAGAUUGUCGGUGGCGCACGCGUGACGAAGGGGAGAGUUCGUACUUGCGUCCUUACGUGAGAGACGAAGCGCAUACAUCUGACCGGGCUGUAUAUAAAAGCGCCUAUCUGUGGGAAGAUUCGGUCGAUAACAGAAGAUUUACUGAAAGAAGAAAAAAAACUGUUAGAUUCGAUGGACACGAAGGGGCAGCGACGUUUCCCCGAGGAGGCCGCGACUCUUCAGUCGUCCCACACGAUUGGGCCUCUUUGCGAUGGGAAUCUGAAAGACAAACGAGUCAAGACUCUGCUACAAAAGAUUCAGGCAUCGACACGUCUAGCACUUUUACUUCCAGCGAAGAUUCUAACAGGGGCGAGUGCCCUAAGUUUCCGUUAAACUGGCAAGUGACUACGGAUGGCACUCGCAUGGUCGGUCACAUGGUGCUACGGAAGAGCAUAGUCGAAGGAAGCUCGCACUCGUCUGCGGCUAUUCUCGGCUUGAAAGUCGUUGGGGGGAAAAUGCUACCAGAUGGCACAAGAGGAGCUAUAGUGGAGAAGGUCAAAAAAGGAUCUAUUGCAGAUUUAGAAGGACAGCUAAGAAUAGGCGAUGAAGUGUUACAAUGGAACGGGGUUCCAUUACAAGGUCGAAGUGCUGACGAUGUGGCAGCAGUGGUGGCUAACAGCAAACACGACACACAUGUUGAGCUCGUCGUGUCUCGCCCUUUGGGUUCCGCUAGACUCCUUGCGCAACCUUGGAGAACCCACAAAGAAGUAUACACGGAGGUUCUGGGUGGCGGCGAAAAGCCAAGCGUACUGGUGACGUCACGUCGACGGAACGCGAGGCAAAACAAUCAAAAUGCUAAUGUUGCUGGUCGAAUACAGCUCAAAGUGUAUUUCGACAUAUCGGCACUCCAACUUCUGGUCACAGUGGUAUCAGCUAGUGGGUUGAGCCCUCGACCUGACGGUUCUCCACGGUGCCCUUAUGCAAAAAUUUUCCUGCUACCAGACAAGAGCGAAAAGAGCAAACGUAGAACCAAGACCCUUGCUAAUACUUUAGAACCGAGAUGGAAUCAAACGUUCGUUUAUUGUGGAAUACGUAUUUCGGAUAUUAAGAAGAGAACUUUGGAGGUUACAGUUUGGGAUUUAAAUCGUUAUGGACCAAAUGACUUCCUUGGAGAAGUUCUUUUAGACCUAGACAAUAUGGUGAUGAACCACGAACCAAAUUGGUACAAAUUGAAACCGCAUGAUGAAUUUGCUGGUUUUGGUAGGUACCGUGAAGACGAGGCGGAUGGAGAGCACUUAUCGCCACCAUCCACAUCUACUUCGCGACUGUCUGACUCGGACACUCCCAGUGAAUGCGACCUGCGGCGGCAUCAUUCUUUGUCCAGCCUGGCUUCAAGCUCUAGUCCACCUCCACCAAAUGAGAUGGAUGGCACUCGUUACAGCAGACGGGAUAUGUCCCCGGCCGGACGAGUGCGCACUGCUGGUAUGGCCAGAGAAAGGGGUCCUGGAUACGUAGCGCGGUCGCAAUCCGCGGCCGGCGGGCGGAGCGUGUCGCCGCGCCGCUCGCUCUCGCCGCCCAACGACAGGGACGCUUACCGCUAUACAGUAUGUGAAGAUCGGGGUGAUGGCGCACGGUUGCCGACUCAUGCUUAUGCACCUCGGUUUCAAUCUCGCUCUGCAACCGCGACACCUACGACCAGCCCAAAGAAACGGCAGCUCCCACAGAUUCCUCAUCAGAAUACACAAAGGGCGAUGCGAGCACAGGUGUCGGCGGAUCUCGAAGAACGUAAGUGGAUCGCCCCGCAUCAUAUUGGCGCCACACUCACCUACCGCAGCACGCCACAAGGUUGGGAAAGGCACUACGCAGGGCUCUCGGACUCGGAGCUGGCGUCGCGCGGCGGCGGCGGCUGGGCGCCUCGCCGCCGGCUGUCGCCCGACGCGGCCGCCGGCGACUCCGACAUCGAGUCCGUCGCGUCCGUCACGUCCAGCGCGUUCAGCACGCAGUCCGAGCGACCGCGCCCCACGCGCAUGUUAAGCCGCAAACGGAUCUUUCGUCCUAUUAUUAAAUCCUCUUCUUGUGAUAGCUUCAUUACAGAUACCCUUACAUCUCCUACUAUCCCCUUCCGAUCCAUUUAUAGCCCUUGGAGUACCUUGACUAGUAGAAAGUACGUACCCGAUUUUGAUAGACUCAAUAACCCUUAUUCGUCUAUAACAAGAAGACAAUUUAAUCAUCGCCUAUACCCUGCACUACAACGUAGCCAUUCUAUAGGUGCUAGUUUAAAAGAUAGCUUUAAAGCCUAUGAAAGCAUAUUAAAAGACCCUAAAUACGAUGAAAAAUAUAAUGAAUACAGUAAAAGUUACGUCGGAAAUCUUUUUAACAAGAAUCAUAUAAAAUAUCCCAAUUUUACAAUUCUCCCUGAUAUUGGAAAGGUAGUUAAAUCAUCUCUGAAUUCCUAUUUCGAUAAACCUUACAGCAGAUUACGGGACUAUUCAAGCUCUAUAAUUGAUCGUAAAUUAUUAAAGGAUUAUCACGUUGAGCAUAAGGUAAAAAAUGGAUAUGGAAGUCAUAAAAAGAGAAAUUUACGAAUGCUUAAACAUUUACGAGGUUCUUUUAAUUUUCAAUCAUUUGAUGAAGAUCCUUAUUUCACACAAGAUGUAUUACCUACUAUUGCUGACGAGAUAACUGAAGAUAUGUAUUCGGACCAUUUUCAUGGAUACGGUAGUGAUUCUAGUUUAGCCACAAUGAUACACGUCAAUGUAGAUAAACCAAAAGCAAACAUUUUAGAACACGAUUUAAGCGAAAAUUCAUACAUAGCGAAGACAGAUAGCUUACCAAAAAAGUGUUUAUCCCUUGAUCUUGGUAGAAUAAAUGAAACAAGGUAUAAUAAACACAAUGCAUUAUACAGAGAAUACUUCAACAGUGUCGAUAUAAGUCCAAAUUCAGAAAUGUAUGAUCAUCUUAAUUUUACCUUAGGUAAGGAGGACAAUGGUUAUAGGGAUAUAUAUGAUCAAUUAUUUUGUAGUAAAUUAUCACCUACGACGGCUAAACCAGUAACACCUGAUGAUAUAGUAGACUUAUACGAGAAUAUUUCCAAAUGUAUGUUACAUUUUGACAUAAGUCCAAAUGUCAGGGAUGAUAUGGUACCGCCUAAGAAACCAAACGUUAAAAAGCGGGCAAACAUAGUGUGUAUAAACGAAAUUCCCACCGUUCAGGAGUUUUACUCGCCCGACUCCCUUUCUCCUUUUCCAAGUCCAGAUUAUGAACCAUACAAUGAACCUGUAAGAUCAGAAUCAAAGCAUGCUCGCAAUUCAUCAUAUUAUGUAAAACACGAAGUAGAAAAGUAUAAUCGUACUAGAGCUAAUUCGUUCUCUACAAUUUAUUCCCCAACUCACGGCUCACCUCACCGCGCGCUCGCUCCUGUUGAUUCGCACUCGUCUCCAAAUGUCACCAACGCAACGGAAAAAACUAAUAACAACCAACCGACUACAAAACAACGUCAAGAAAAUGUGGAUGACACCCAAUGUACGACGAAUGCAAAUAAUAAACGGAAGAAACUUGUUGAAAUGGGAUCUCAAAGCAGCAAUGAUUAUGGAGGUAGAGAAAACGGUCGACAUAACAACCAGCCUCCUACUCUGGAAAGGCGAGAGUCAAGACGCGGACAAUUUACGAGAAGUUUAAGCAAUACUGAUGCGCCUGACGAAAAAGCAGAUGGCAGUCUUAGUGAUACGGCCCUUGGUGCUACUUCUGAAAACGAGCCUGCUGGCGACGAUACUUUGUUGAAAGCAGAACCAAGAGACUAUUUUGGUCCGGGUAUGGGCAAGAAAAGCAAUUCCACAUCUCAACUAUCGGCCACAGGACGGAAAAGAAGGUUAGGUUUUGGUAAACGCGGAAAAAAUUCGUUUACUGUUCAACGCAGUGAAGAAGUUGUCCCCGGUGAGUUGAGGGGAGGCACUGGAGUGUCCCGGGCCUCCUCAGCCUCCAGUGAAAACGACGAUGACAGAUGGUCUCCCGGGAUGCGGGGAUCCAGUUCAUCGGAUGGAGGUGGUCUGUCAGACUUCAUAGAUGGUCUGGGGCCGGGCCAACUUGUCGGACGACAGUUACUGGGUGCGCCGACGUUAGGCGACGUGCAACUGUCAAUGUGCUAUCAAAAGGGCUUCCUCGAGGUCGAAGUGAUCCGCGCGCGCGGGCUACAAGCGCGGCAGGGCAGCCGCACGUUACCCGCGCCCUACAUCAAGGUGUACUUGGUGAACGGCAAGCGUUGUAUUGCCAAGGCCAAGACUAACACUGCGCGGAGAACCCUCGACCCACUGUACCAGCAGACGCUCACGUUCCGCGAGAACUUCAAGGGGUGCAUUUUGCAAGUCACUGUGUGGGGCGAUUACGGCCGCAUAGAAGGCAAAAAGGUGUUCAUGGGUGUCGCCCAAAUUAUGUUAGAUGAUCUCAAUUUAUCCAACAUUGUCAUUGGAUGGUACAAACUCUUCGGAACAACGUCUUUGUAACUGUGGUUCAUCGCUGACGUGCUGUCGGUGAACAAUAUCAAUAAAAAUAUUAAAACGAUUUAUAAAGUUGUCCAAAUAAUACAUCUAGUGAUACUGCUUUAAUAUUAUUAUAAACUGCAAAAAUAUGUCACGAACAUAGGAAAUUUUCUAUAAAACGAAAGUUGUAAUUGUAAUUUUUUAAUUUGUUUUCCUUUCGGAAUGCCUACCAGAGUUAUAAAUAGUUAGCAUUUUAUAGCAAGGGAAAUGUAUAGUGUACUCGAUAAUGUAAUUAAGUAUUAAAAGCCAAAUGCGAA